UGUUACCGUUGAUAUAUUUGAUGCCGAGUUUAAGGAAAGUAACUAUAAGUUAUUGUUAAUGAUAGAAAAUGCAUUUGGUAAAUUUUAUAGCGAGAAAAGCGUCAGUGACUGAUAGGCCUACCACUAUUCGAAUAUGGAUUGCAUGUGUAGAAGUGUCCAAGUGAGACAACAUGUAUUAGUAAAUUGAGACUUCAGAACUCACACAUGCAGCAAAACUACACAAAGAAGAACCGCUUCAAAAUGGAAGAAAACUAUUGCAAUAUAUUAUAAAGAAUCUUGAACAAUUUGAAUACGUUGCACAAAUUAUGACAUAUCUACCAGCAUGGUGAUGGAUUUGGGGAGGACAUCAUUCUUUUACCACCGGCCCUUAAAUGAACAUCUUUUACAGCUUUUUGUAGUCUUUAUUUGUAUCUGGAUGACAUUUUGUAGCAAAGAUUUAUGGGUAUUUGACCAUAACUCCACAGGUGAUAUGCAAACGAAGCUCACAUUGCGUGAUAAAAUAGCUGUUGUAGGGAAAGUAUUCCUGUAUCACAUUCUGUAUAAAAAUGAGGAAAGGAGUUCUUCUUUACAGGUAACUGAAGCCGGGAGUGAAUCUCUUCCUGAUUGGCUGAAAUUUAACAGAGAUGAUUCAACACUGUAUGGCAUUGCAACUGUGCAGGACAUAGGAUACCAUUAUAUCAGUGUCACCAUCACGUCUAUGAACAAUGAAUCCUCUAGAAUUAACUUCAGAGAUGUUUUCACUGUCGAUGUGAUUCUGAGCUCACCAGCUGCUGAAGAAUCAAAUAUUGGUUUUUAUGAUAAUUUCAAUAGCGAACCAUUCAUCAAGUUGACCUAUGAACCCAGGCUGGAGCCCUGUACACCCAAUCAGCCCCGUUUUUCAGCGACUAUUAUCAUAUCUACAUCUUUCCAGCAACUCAAUGGUCAAGAAAGGGUAGAAAUUGUCCUCAGAUUUGCUAAAUAUGUGUUUCGCAGUCCAGUUGAUCUCACCUUGAGUCCUCGAAAAAGUGCAAGUAUAACACGUCUUCUUAAGAAGUCUAUUGUGGCAGCUGGGCCUGGGAAUAUAGAUGGAGACUCAAAGGAAGAGGAGGGUGUUGAAAUAACAUGGACUCUAACUUGCAAUUCUCAAUUUCAUGUAGAUUAUUUUACAAGAAUAAUGGAACACAAUAUCUUAAGUGGCACUUUGGUUGAUGUCAUUGGAUACUCGGUACUUGGCUGGUAUAUCACCAGGGACGAACCGAAGAUCAAACCAUUGAGGUUCCGACGACAGGCAAAUGACAUAAUUAAUGAGACACCGGUACCAACUCCAAGUCAGACCAUGGUCCUUCCAACUAAAGUACAGAGCACAGUAUCUUUCUCUUUUCCAUCCACAUUGAUAAACUUUGAUUCCACCGUUACAAUUGAAUUUACUCAGUCUACCUUAAUACGGACUGUAAAUGUUUCUAGUGCUUCAUCCUUCAUGACAUCCUCACCAUUUUCCUCAAGUCCAGUUGUUCUGACAUCUUCACCAGCCUUUGCAUCUAGUUCAUCAGAUGCUAUAUCUGAUAUAGUUAUGACUAUGUUUUCUUCAGGAUCUAUUUCGUUGCAGACAUUCCUGACAUUCUCACCAUUCUCCACAAGUCCAGUUUUCCAGAUGUCAACAUCAUCAGUUGUUACAACAUUGGAGCCUGCAUCUUCAUUCAUUCCUGGGUUGACUGCAUCAAUUUUCAAUGAAACCGUUGAACUUUCCUCUACAACAUAUGUCACUAUAUCACCUUCAAUACCAUACUUACCAUUUACCUUUUCUCCAGUUGCCUUAAGCUCUCAAACCAAUCCUGAAAUGAGUUCUUCAGCUUUUCGUGAUUACAGCAGUAUGCAGACAUCCUUCACCACAUACGACUCAACAAGCAUGUUCACAGAACCGUCCACUUUUGUGGUUCGGAUUUCUACUGAAUCGCUCACAAUUUCAAGCUUAUUGCUCAAGUCUGACUUAUCAGCAUCAUCACUUGUAAAGACAUCUGUACCAGAGACAUUGCAACUAAUAACUUCAUCGGAAUUUGAAGUCUCGACAACUCCUCUUUUAUCAUCUAUGUUAACUCCCUUCUCUUCGUUUAUGUCUCCUAGUAUGUCAUCUGAAUUCUACAGUCCACAUGAAACGUUAUCUUCAACUCAAUUUCAGUUAUACUCAUCCACUUAUAGUCCUAGUUCCAGCUUUUUUUAUCGACAGAUGCUAACAAGUUCUUUUGAGUAUAACUUGGCAACUAGUUCCUUAUUAGAGGAAUAUAGUUUUCCAGUAUCUUUCACUGUGUCAUCUUCGCAACUGUCAACGCCUGUCUCUAGCAGAUUGAUGGAAUUGUCAACAAUGAUUAUACCAUCAUCAUUCUCACAGUCAGUAACUAUAGACAGCAGAGUGUCAUCAGUGCUACCAACAUCAUCUCUGUUAGCAUCCUCCGUAAAGGAAUCUAGUAUUUCAUUAUCAUCUGCAUCCUCAUCUGCUAUUCCUUCAUCAAGUUUUGAAGGUUACCUAACAUCCUCACCAUCGCUUGUCACUUCAAGCUCGAUGGAAACCUCAGAUGUAUUUCUCACUAUGUCACCAACAUUGCCAUUAUCCAUCCUGCCAUCAGUCUCUAUAUCAUCCAAAAAAAUUGAAAUAGUGACAUCAUCUCUUAAAUUCACUUUAUCUUCAUCACAACUAGUUUCAACAUCUAUUUACUUCUCCAGCAGUUUGAUGUCAACGUCAAAAUUUAUUACACCAAUGCCAUCAUCAUUCCCACCAUUAACAACUGUAGCUCCAUCAAUGCAUCCGACACCAGCUCUGUCAACAUCUUUCAUGGCACCGUCAAUUAAAAUCCCUCUGACAUCAGUCCAGCAAAUGAUAUCAUCUGAGAUCAUGCCAACACCAUCUAUUUCAAGUGUGAUGAUUUCAUCUAGUUUGCUAGUAACUCCAGAACCAGUUAACCAAGGGCCUGUUGUCCUCAAUGCUAUUAAUCACAUCACAAUCCUAAUUGGACGAGUUCUGACCUUCAAUAUUCCUGCUGACACUUUCUACGAUCCAGAAGAUGGAGAUACACGCAACCUAGCACUUGAACUACUAACAGGAGAUAAUCAGCCUAUAGAGGGCUCUUCAUGGGUCAGGUUGGAUGCCAAACUACAAAUUAUAUAUGGAUUAGCAUUAGAUACCAUGCUAAUUGACCAGAAAAUUGUGUAUAAUCUUUUUGCAACAGAUUCUGAGGGAAAAAAUGUAUUUGAUGCAUUGUACAUUGAGGUAGUGCCAGACCCUUAUGUGUACACGCACCAAUUCCUCAUCACAUUUAGCAAUAACUAUGAUGACUUUUCAAGAGAUGUUAAUAAUGCUAUUGAUGUUUGCCAAAGAUUAGCUGAUUACUACGGUGAUCCAAGCACAGAUAAGAUUACUGUAUUGUCCAUUAGUGAGGGAUCCGUUGUAUAUGUAUAUGCUAACAAUAGUAUUUCCAACAGAAUUUGUGAUAUGGACGCGAUUAAUAGGGAGUACAGUCGGCUAGCCUAUGCAAAUGGAUCAGUUAAUGUCGGUGUUAAGAUCGUCAUGCAACCAAAGUAUCCAGUUGUAUCAGUCCAGAAACAUUUAAAGGGAGUAUGUUUACUGAAGCCACAAACCACCAAUGUACCAAAUGUAAUUUCAGAAAUACAGCGGAGCAGUAAACAGAUAGUCUCCAUCACCAUACCCGCCUUUCUGUGCGCUUUAUUACUUUUAUUGAUUGGUAUUUGUGUCUGCUGCUGCUACAAACGCAAACGACACGGAGAGGAAUUCCUGCUACGUGAGGAAAGAGACAUGUUUGUUCGUAACCGUAAGCCAAUAUUUCUGGACAAUGAACUUGAGCCUAGGCUGACAAAGGCAACAAAACCAGUGGUGUUGCCAAAAGAUAUCUCGCCUUUCCAACCCAGUCCAAGGACUGGAAGUGCACCACUGGAAUCUAGGCCGUCUCCGCCAUCAUACCUAAAUGAAGCAUAUGAGAAGGACGACCCUGACAAUGGCAUCCCCAUGCCAUUUUUCCCCCCACCAGCUUACUCCCUGCAGCCUACUUUCAACCGACUCCCUUUAUCAUACUUAGACCCACCAGGCUAUCGUUUACCACCAGCAUAUGAAUCGGAAGAUGUAGGGAUGUUUGAAACAUCAAAGAUUUAAAGAAUCAUAGAAUUAUAUAAGUAUUGAGAAGUACAGAGUUCACCUUGCUUCAUUCUUAAGCCCAGUUAAAACUAUCAAAAUUUCUUUCACCUGUAUACCAAUGGCUUAGCCAGCGAGCCGUCCAGCCGUCUUUUGGAUGGCCAACAAUUACUUUAGAACGGCCACUGGACAGUGAUAAAAAAAAUCAUGUUAAUACCAUUCUGCUCAAAUCUGUUAAAAAUGAUUGAUUCUGUACUUAUGUAAGGUUUAGUUGUUUUACACUUGUUUAACUAGUUUUGAUUAACUUUUUUGUAAUACAAUUGACAAGUGCUGUUAUUAUGGCUUCCAAUUCUGAACAAAUUGACAUGCGUUGAUACUUAAUUUUGGGUUCUUCUUCCUACUGGCUGUUUUUGAGGGAAAUUCUACUUUCCGUUGUAACCCACCAGCCAUUAUGAACAAAAUUUCACAUUGUCUUAGCACAAGCUUUCAAGUUCUGUAAGUUUGAACUAUAAUAUAACUAGAUUAAACUUUUAUCAGUAUUGUUACAGUACAUGAGGUUUUAUUAAACGUCUAGCUGGUUCUAGAGGUUUAAAGAUUUUAAAGGUUAAACGCUAUACAUUUAUACGUACUUUACUUGCAUUCUAGUCUUGUAUGAUACCUUUGAUAAUUGUUUCAAAUUUAUUUGGUACAACCAAUUCAAUACAGUAAGUUCAAGCAGAAAUUUAAAUAUCAAUUUGUUUAUUAUCUUAAAUGAUAUUUUUACUGAUAAUGUAAUAUUUUGUAGUUAGAAAACAGAGUUUUUUAUAUGCAUUCCAGCCAAAUGUUUUUAAGCAAAUAUACCUAAAGUGAACCUUAAAUUUGUUUUAACUGUUCAUAAUUAUAUAAUCUACAGUACAUUUAUAUUAUGUAAUGUUUACUGUAUGCUAUUUUUUUACAAUAUUUAUUGUGUUGACUUUUUUAAAUGAUUUUGCUUUAAGCUGAGUUGAAUAUUGAUGCUACGUACUUAUAUUCCUGUCUUGUAUGAUACCUUUGAUAAUUGUUCCAAAUUUAUUUGGUACAACCAAUUCAAUACAGUAAGUUCAAGCAGAAAUUUAAAUAUCAAUUUGUUUAUUAUCUUAAAUGUUAUUUUUACUGAGUUUUUUAUAUGCAUUCCAGCCAAAUGUUUUUAAGCAAAUAUACCUUGUAAAGUGAACCUUGAAUUUUAUUUAACUGUUAAUAGUUAUAUAAUCUCCAUUUAUAUUAUGUAAUGUUUACUGUAUGCUAUUUUUUUACAAUAUUUAUUGUGUUGACUUUUUAAAAUUAUUUUGCUUUAAGCUGAGUUGAAUAUUGAUGCUUGUUUUGUUUAUGUGUAUUGUAUCUUUGUAUGAGGCACCCUUUAUUCCAGGUUACACUGCAAAGCUGGGCACACACCGCGUCAGCUGAGGGUCAUCUGAUGCAGUCCCAUUGAUACCACAAGGGUUAGUGUGUGAUGGAGGACGAUCCACUCACACUAAUACUCACAGUAAGCAAAAUGCAGUGUGUGCUAUUCUUAAAAGUGGCCCUCAAGAAAAUUUCAGGUUUUUUAAAUAAUUAAAUCAGUAAUGGAUUCAGGGAGAAGGAAGGGCACAGCCAACUCCCCCCCCCCCCCCCCCCCCCCCCCCCCCCCCCACUAAA
Molecule: messenger RNA, 5770 nt
Organism: Anneissia japonica
Lineage: Eukaryota; Metazoa; Echinodermata; Crinoidea; Comatulida; Comatulidae
Product: dystroglycan-like
Exons: 4
Coding region: 323-4138 (1271 amino acids)
Biological process (GO): axon guidance; nerve development; muscle attachment
Cellular component (GO): dystrophin-associated glycoprotein complex; dystroglycan complex; sarcolemma
Molecular function (GO): calcium ion binding; laminin binding
Source: RefSeq, a predicted model, not a curated record